Wallemia mellicola CBS 633.66 is the source of this 1573-nucleotide messenger RNA. Its product is annotated as SKN1-domain-containing protein. Gene Ontology annotation, molecular function: glucosidase activity. Gene Ontology annotation, cellular component: endoplasmic reticulum membrane; plasma membrane. Bases 56 to 1573 code for a protein of 505 amino acids. Gene Ontology annotation, biological process: fungal-type cell wall organization; (1->6)-beta-D-glucan biosynthetic process. The transcript is spliced from 4 exons. The record is from RefSeq and is a predicted model, not a curated record. NCBI's taxonomy places the organism in Eukaryota, Fungi, Basidiomycota, Wallemiomycetes, Wallemiales, Wallemiaceae.
GAAAACUCGAUAGAUCUGGGCAUGCCUUUACAGUUCGAGGUAUUAUGAAUUUGGGAUGCGUUUCUAUUAUCGCUGGUGCUCUAUUAAUGUUAUUGUGAGUCUCUUGCGGUUACAAAAGCAUAUCUUAAGAUAUAAAAGCGCUGGAUACCCUCUUCUGGAAGCAUUCAGAAAGCGAGAUACAGAUACUGGUGGCUCUUACGGUUUAGGCGGUAUUAAUGCAACAGGACAAAUCCCAGAAUACAGUAUAAAUUUUGGUAUGAUCGACCCAGACACUCCAGAAUCAGUACAUCAUCGCACAGGUUUCGAUGGCAAAAAGCAAGUAUUGGUAUUUUCUGAUGAAUUUAAUGUCGAUGGACGGACAUUCUACCCAGGUGAAGAUCCUUAUUGGGAAGCCGUUGAUCUGCACUAUUGGGGUACAAACAAUUUGGAAUGGUAUUCACCUCAACAAGUAACGACUACAGAAGGUAAACUCGCUAUCACUCUUGAUGAAAGGGAAACUCAUGAUUUGGAUUUCGCUGGUGGUAUGAUUACAACAUGGAACAAAUUCUGUUUCUCAGAUAAUGCCUAUCUGUCAGCUAGUAUUGCCUUACCUGGCACAAGUGAUGUUUGGGGUUUGUGGCCUGCUUUCUGGACAAUGGGUAACCUCGGUAGAGCUGCAUAUGGUGCAUCAUUAGAAGGAUUGUGGCCAUACUCUUAUGAUAGUUGUGAUGUUGGUACUGUAGCUAAUCAGACAUACCAAGGUCAACCCACUGCCGUUGCGAAUCACGAGGUAGGUAGUGAGUACGAUGAAGGUGCUCUUUCGUACCUCCCUGGUCAGCGUCUUUCGAGAUGUACUUGUCCUGGUGAAGUUCACCCAGGUCCGAUAGAUAGCAAAACAGGAGAGUUUGUUGGACGUGCCGCACCUGAAAUUGAUGUCUUUGAAGCUCAAGUUGAAAUUGCAUCUAGGACUGGUCAAGUGUCUCAGUCUGCACAAUGGGCGCCUUUCAACGCCAACUACCAGUUUAUCGAUCAGAAGGGUAAAACUUACGAAUUCCACAAUGACGAAGCUGAAAUAAACUCCUACUUGGGAGGUGUAUUCCAGCAGGCAACAUCUAGUUUGGCCACGACAAAUCAAGCGUGCUAUAGUGGAACUAAUCCAACUCCUAAUGGUAGUUGCUAUUCUGAGUAUGGUAUUGAGUUUGAAAGUGGUAACAACGGUCAUAUUACAUGGGCUUCAGAUGGUGAGGAAACCUGGACAAUCUUUGGUAGUGCGAUGGGACCUGAUCCAGUCGCGAAAAUUGGACAAAGAACUAUCAGUGAGGAGCCAAUGUAUAUAAUUCUCAACUUGGGUAUCUCCAAGAACUUUGGUGAUGUAAACUUCGACGAGCUCGUCUUCCCGGCCAUCAUGUAUGUCGACUGGGUGAGAGUAUAUCAACCAGAAGGCAGCAUUAAUCUCGGCUGUGAUCCAAAGAAUAGACCAACUUCAAACUACAUAGAGCACUUCAAGGAGGCAUAUCAAAACCCAAAUAUGACAACAUUUGUCGAUGACUACGGACAAGAAUUCCCAAAGAAUAGGUUCUUAGGUGAAUGCUAG